UUGCUUCGUAGACUAGUACCACACAGUUUGCGAGAAGGGGAGAGGUAGAGGUUCCGAGGUAGAGAGAUAGAGAGGAGGAGAGGGAGGGCGAGGCGGCGGAUCCGUCACUCCGUUCUUCUCCGCUGAUCUGGAGGAAGGAGGCGAGGUACGCACUGCUAUCUCCUUCCAGUUCGUUCGAGAAGACGGUCGUUGGGUGAUUCGGCGGGCGCUCCUGUUCUGUAGUAAAGUUGUUUGUUUUUUGUCUCUUGUAUGUUUGGUUUCUUGAUCGGAAACAGAAGUCCCAAAUUCUUUCUUUUGCUUGGUCAAGUGCCAAUUGGGAGGCAGAACGGAAGACAGAACCUCCAUGCGAACUUUAGUCGCGCUGAUUUCGAUGGAAUCGGAACUGAUUUAGGUGUAUUUUAGCUCUGAUUGUUCUUGGCAGGAGUACAAUUUUAGUAGCACCGUUUGAUGGUACGGUUCUUCUGGGUGGUAAAUUGCCCUUCCUGCGACGCGAUGUCAGACUUCGAUCUCUGUUGGAAGACGCUAGACAUUGCAGACAUAAAUAUUUUUACUGCAAUCAUGAGCUCGAAAUCCAAAUGUUAAUCAGUUCACAGUUCAGACAAUCGCUUGAACAUGUUUAAAAGCUGGACGAGGUUUCAUCUACUCGAUUGAAUCCUCGUCUUCGCCGCUAAAUCGUUGCAGGGGAGUUGCAAAUCCAUCAAUGGCCACUCCAACCACCUAUUCAGUCCGCAUAUCCUCGGAGACCCACAAGAUUGAAGCCUGGGUGGUGUCUGACGAAGCUUUGGCCAGGCAACUGCAGGAGGAGGAGAACACGCGUGACGCUGCUGCCGACACCAGAGAAGUCGCCGGCAAUGUACCCUUGGAGUCAUCGUCACCGGCUGUUGAGUACAGGCCUGCACAGAAUGCAGCUCAGGUUGCAAGGGAAGACAAUGUGGACCCAGAUAAUAUGUCAUAUGAGCAACUACAAGCAUUAGGGGAAGCAGUAGGAAUUCAGUCCAGAGGGUUAUCUGAUGAGCUGAUAUCUUAUUUGGAGCCAUUUAGGAACAAGUGCACUUUCUUCUCCAGGAAAAAGAACAGUGAGGAAUGUGUGAUCUGCAAGACAACAUAUAGAAGCCGGCAGAAAUUGAUAAGACUACCCUGCAGCCACUGUUAUCACGCAGAUUGCAUAACUCGUUGGCUUAAGAUCAACAAGGCAUGCCCAGUCUGCAACGAGGAGGUGUUUGGAUGAACUGCAAGGUUCCUGGCAGAUGCUGCGGUUUCAUCGUUACUUGCUUGCGGCAUGCUUUUGAGAAGACGUUGGACGCAUAAGGUCCAUUGUUUGUGAUUAUGUUGUGAGCCUAGUUUGGUGCCCUUUGCUUAAGAGGACUGGCUCUGCCCAUGCAUGGGUCGGUCUACACGUGUGCUAGUAACUGGACCAGGUCGCGUUUUGUGAUGCGUCUAUCCAUCUUGGUUUUAUCACAAAUUGAUAGAUCUGUUGUGUGGGUAGUUUGGUUGCCGUUUUCUGAAUAUAAUGGAUGGUGUUUUUGCC
Zea mays is the source of this 1528-nucleotide messenger RNA. RefSeq lists its product as uncharacterized. Gene Ontology annotation, biological process: protein ubiquitination; negative regulation of organ growth. Bases 701 to 1228 code for a protein of 175 amino acids. The transcript is spliced from 6 exons. NCBI's taxonomy places the organism in Eukaryota, Viridiplantae, Streptophyta, Magnoliopsida, Poales, Poaceae. The record is from RefSeq and is marked provisional. Gene Ontology annotation, molecular function: ubiquitin-protein transferase activity; ubiquitin conjugating enzyme binding.